This is a messenger RNA of Merops nubicus (carmine bee-eater), 2616 nucleotides long. It is a transcript of the gene MASTL, whose product is annotated as microtubule associated serine/threonine kinase-like. The coding region runs from base 1 to 2616 and encodes 871 amino acids. Gene Ontology annotation, molecular function: protein serine/threonine kinase activity; ATP binding. Gene Ontology annotation, cellular component: nucleus. The record is from RefSeq and is a predicted model, not a curated record. Gene Ontology annotation, biological process: peptidyl-serine phosphorylation; intracellular signal transduction. NCBI's taxonomy places the organism in Eukaryota, Metazoa, Chordata, Aves, Coraciiformes, Meropidae. The transcript is spliced from 12 exons.
AUGACGGAGAGCAGCCCUGCGGAAAGGGACCUGGAGAGACUAGUGGAUGAAAAGCUGGACGUAAGCCAACAGGGCGCCCAGGAGGCUAUGCAUGUGGUGAAAAAAGCAGACAUGAUCAACAAGAACAUGGUUCACCAGGUCCAGGCAGAGAGGGAUGCAUUGGCUCUUAGUAAAAGUCCUUUCAUUGUGCACUUAUACUACUCACUUCAGUCAGCUAAUAACAUCUAUUUAGUGAUGGAGUACCUUAUUGGUGGAGAUGUCAAAUCACUUCUUCAUAUUUAUGGAUAUUUUGAUGAAGAAAUGGCUGUGAAGUACAUUUCUGAAGCAGCAUUGGCUCUUGACUAUCUUCACAGGCAUGGGAUAAUCCACAGGGAUCUGAAGCCAGACAAUAUGCUCAUUUCUAAUCAGGGCCAUAUAAAGUUGACAGACUUUGGACUUUCCAGAGUUACUCUGAACAGAGAGAUAAAUAUGAUAGAUAUCCUUACUACACCAUCAAUGGCAAAGCCAAAGCAAGGCUACUCGCGUACUCCAGGACAACUGUUGUCACUCAUCAGUUCCCUGGGUUUUUAUACCCCUGCUGGAAUGAAGGUGCCAGAGCGCAGUUCCAGUCAGUCAGCUGACAGUCUGCAUGGAGUCCUUUCUCCCUUGCCUGUAGUCCAAAAGGAAAAUACCCUUCUUUCAAAGAAAUUAUUCAAAACAUAUCUUGAUAAUUCUCAAUUAGCUCCUGUGACACCAGUGAGAAGUUUAACUCCUACUGUACUUCAGUCAGGCAGAAGGUUUGAUACCUCCAGUGCUAGCAGUCAGUUGCACACAUACUUUUCCAGUAUGGAAUCGGAAUGCUGCAGCAGUCCCAGGUGGGAGAAGGACGUAGAGCAAAGUGAAGAUGAACCAUGUUCUCCAACAGGCAAAACAAGUAACAGAGGGUCAACUCCCCUUUCAAAUGGAGAAUUUUCAGAGAGCAAAGGUAUUACUGUUUUCAAGAAAAAAGAACUAGAGUCUAUUUCUCCCUUCAGCAGCAACGAUUCUGGCAGUAGGCAGAAGCUGGGGAGUGAACAUACUGAUAUAACCGAUACUCCUGUGACCACACUGGAUGCAAAAAGCAUAGUCAGAAAAUGUGUUUUUGAAAAUAAGAUUUUGGAAGAAAACAUCUUUGAAAGUAAAAAAGAGAUGACUAAUGGAACAGCAGAAACUGCCAGUCAUCCUCAGUCACCUUCUGAGCCUGUCAAGUGUAUCAAAGAGAGAGAAAUUUUUGAGAAGCCUGGUGUAAAAAGAAGCUUUGAAUUAGUUGACACUAGUCCCUGUCAGGAACUUCACUAUGUUAAAAAAAGCAAUGCAGAAUAUAAACGUGGCUGUCAGAUCUCAGAAUUUCCAGCAAACAAAAGGACAGGUUUGACAACAGAAAUUCAAUCCUUAAUGCUUUGUGGUGAUGGAUGCCUACAUGGCACCUGCAAAAGCAAGGAAGAACUUAAGAAUUCUAUUGGUAACCAGCAAACAGUAGAAAAAUCACUUGCUCCAAUUAUAGCCAAAAAUCUUAUGUGUGACCUGGAUGCAGACUGUGAAAGAGAUGAUAAAAAAGAGUACAUGAACUCGAGUCUUUUAGGCACUGAUGAUGAAAAACCUUUAGGAAUCCUCAGUGUGGAUUCUGAUGUAUUUCUUGACAUGUCUGUUACAGAAAGCCAUUUAGAAAAGCAGCUUUUAGACUUGGACAAAAGUGUUAAAGAUCUCUCAUUUGAGGAAGCAAAACCAGAAGGCACACUAAUAACGUCACCGGAGUCCCAGGGUGCCUUGCAAAUUGGAGAGGAAGCACGUAGUGUCCAGGACUCUGAGGUGUUGCAUCCUGUAAAGGAUAAUGAACAGAAACAUGUGAAAGAAACUCACCUUGACACAGUAUCUUCUUCAGAACAAUUGAUCCAAGCACUGAAUGUCUCCAAGAAAAAUGCCGUUGUUUUUCGAAGUUAUAAUAGUCCAAUUAAUAUAUCCAACGUAUCUGAGCCAUGUAGCAUGACUUCCUUGGAUAUAAUGGAUCUUUCACCUGCUUGUAGUGGCUCUUACCCAACAGCUAUUACUCCAUUACAGAAAGGAAGACCAUACAGGGCCUAUCAGACACCUCGUCAGGGAGAUGCUGGCACACCAUAUAGGACUCCAAAGAGUGUGAGAAGAGGAGCUGCCCCAGCAGAAGGUGAACGCAUCCUAGGAACCCCAGACUACCUGGCACCUGAGCUGCUUUUGACAAAGCCUCAUGGUUCAGCUGUGGACUGGUGGGCCCUUGGAGUUUGUCUGUUUGAGUUUCUAACAGGAAUUCCACCUUUUAAUGAUGAAACACCAACACAAGUCUUCCAAAAUAUUUUGAAAAGAGAUAUUCCCUGGCCUGAGGGUGAAGAAAAGCUGUCUGAUAACGCCCAAAAUGCAAUAGAUAUUCUUCUAACAACAGACAGUACUAACAGAGCUGGACUGAAGGAACUGAAACAUCACCCCCUCUUCCACGGCGUGGACUGGGAUAACCUACAGAACCAAACCAUGCCCUUCAUACCUCAGCCAGACGACGAAACGGACACCUCUUACUUUGAAGCCAGGAAUAAUGCUCAGCACCUGACUGUGUCUGGAUUUAGCUUAUAG